This is a messenger RNA of Drosophila hydei, 962 nucleotides long. Its product is annotated as putative mitogen-activated protein kinase kinase kinase 7-like. The record is from RefSeq and is a predicted model, not a curated record. The transcript has 6 exons. Gene Ontology annotation, biological process: positive regulation of canonical NF-kappaB signal transduction; protein phosphorylation; JNK cascade. Bases 41 to 877 code for a protein of 278 amino acids. Gene Ontology annotation, molecular function: magnesium ion binding; ATP binding; MAP kinase kinase kinase activity. Lineage: Eukaryota; Metazoa; Arthropoda; Insecta; Diptera; Drosophilidae.
GCAUAAACCAGCUAAACGUGAACAAAAUUAUUCAGCAAAAAUGAACUGUAAACUAUUAGAAGAACUAUCCACAGAAGAUUUGAAACAUGUGCAAUUGGGAACGUUACUUGGAGAAGGCAGCGGUGGAAAAGUCUAUAAGGCAGAUCUGCGUGGUUCUGUAUUGGCAGUGAAGACGAUUGAAUGUUACGAUGAAAAAUGCCAAAUAAAUAUUGAUAGAGAAGUGAAUGGACUUAAGAAAUGUAUUCAUGAGAAUAUUAUAAAAAUGCUUGGUCUUAAAAAAGAUGGCUUAACUUCACUGAUUAUGAUGGAAUUUGCUGAAUGUGGAUCGCUCAACGACUAUUUGUUUCCCAUGAAAGGCCCACGUCAGGAAUAUUCUGAAUCGACCGCAGUCGAUUGGAUGCAGCAAUUGGCCAAGGGGGUUGCUUACCUGCAUAGCAGGAAGAAGCCAGUGAUUCAUCGGGAUCUGAAACCAGCCAAUCUGUUACUUACACAAAACUAUAAAGUCUUGAAAAUAAGCGACUUUGGGUGUGUUCGUGAACAGACCGCUUCGAUGACAACUGAAGUUGGCACUGUCGAAUAUAUGGACCCAGAGAUGGCGAAAACCUCUCAUUACAAAGCAAGUGUUGAUGUUUACAGUUGUGGCAUUGUGUUCUGGACGAUAAAAACUAGAAAGAUCCCUUUCAGUCAUUUGAAUAACCCUACCAAUGAAAUUAGUAUUUUAAGAAAGGCUUUAAAAGGCGAACGUCCUCCUAUCGACGAUGUAAGUUCGGAUAGCUUAAAAUCUUUGAUUUCACUGUGCUGGCAUGCAGACCCACAGAAACGAUAUUCCAUGGAAAAAGUUGUCAUCGAACUGAACAAAAUUGCAGCUGAUUUAUAAUUUUAUAUGAAGUACUAAAUACUGUUUCACAUCGCAGCCGCAACAUUACAAUGAUUUACAAGGCUAAUAUUCCAAAAUAAAUAAU